AAUGCUCACAUUCAUAUCAUAUCAUCAUAUUCCAAGAGCCCAAAGCUUUGGCAGCAAAGUCAGUAGAUGGCGCUAACUGUUCCUGAAUGUGCGGAAUGUAGCGGAUGUUGUAGGUUCUACCGCUCAGAGUAUCCCGAGAGCAGAUUGUUCGGCUCUUUUUGCCCUAUUGCUACAAUGUCUUUCCAUCUGGCGAGCACAGUCCGUGGAUUGAAGCCGAUAAACGAGCUAUACACUUCCAGAUUUCAAUGCUCUGCUAUACUUCAGGUUUAUUCAAGUAUAUUGGAACAGCUUUGAGUGUACCAAGAUGGCGGCGAAGUGUCCGUGGUUUUCAAGGAAGGAAGGCCGUCCCAGUUUCUCUAUGGUAGAGGAACAGCUGAACGGGGUAGCCGGGAUGCAAGUGGAGGACUCACUGCUGGAGGAGCAUCGGGGACAAGCACUGUCGGCGGGAUGGCUGCGAUUAUCAAGAGGCAGAUUCUAAAGCAUUUAUCGAGGUUUACCAAGAACUUGUCACCAGAGCAAAUAAAUCUGAGCACCCUGCGUGGUGAGGGACAGUUGACAGACUUGGAGCUAGAUGAAGAAGCACUACAGAACAUGCUUGAUUUGCCUACAUGGCUUGCUAUCACACGUGUUUACUGCAAUCGUGCUGCUAUUCGAAUACAAUGGACAAAGCUGAAAACGCAUCCAAUUUGUUUGAUGCUUGAUAAAGUUGAAAUUGAGAUGAAAACCUGUGAAGAUCCUCGACCACCCAAUGGACCGUCUCCGAUAGCACUUGCAGCAGGACAAAGUGAAUAUGGGUUUGCAGAGAAAGUGGUAGAAGGCAUGUUACUAGAGAUUGGCUGUGUGAUCAUCAAGAUUGAGUCUCAAACAUUUCGCGCAUCACUACAGCUUUGGCAGCUUCAAGGUUACAGUGUUAGUCCAACAUGGCAACAAAGUGAUUUACGAUUUACCCGCCUUACCCAUCCACAAAGAGGAGAGGUUCUCACAUUUAAGCAAGUGACUUGGCAGACCUUGCGCAUUGAAGCUGAUGCAUCUGAAAGUUGUGAAGAUGUUCCCAGCACUCCUCUACGUCUUCUUACCAGUGGUGGAAAAUUGAAUGUUGCCCUCAAAAGAAGAACAAAAGAUUGUAUGGUCCUUUCCACCAAGCUGUCAUUUUUCUUAGAUGAGCUGCUUUGGGUCCUCACAGACUCUCAGCUACGGGCAUUGCUUUCAUAUACAAAAUCCCUAAGUGAAGCUGUCCAAAAAUCUGUGAGGCAAAAAGAGCAGUUUGGAGUGGGACAGGUGCCAUCCCCCACUACUCCACCACAGUGGUCACUUUCCUCUCCCAUUUCCAGCACUUCUAGCCUUGGACAGUAUUUCGACAAAUUUGAUGUGAAGGAAAGCUCAUACCAUUUUCUCAUCUCAAGGCUAGAAAUACAUGUGUGUGAUGAAAGCCAAACAAGAGGUACAGUGUCCGGAGGAGCGGUACAAAUGACUUUCCGGAAAAUCAUUUUAGACUAUUAUCCUACCCACAAAGAAGGACAGAGCUGUGCCCAUUGGAAUCGUCAUUCCCCUGUAAUGACUACUUGCGAGCAGUGGACUCAGGAUCUUACAAAAGAAAGACAAGCCAAGGAAGACUUUAACGUUAGCAUGUUAGGAAAAAUUCCUUCUCCAAAUAAUGAGCAAGGGAAUGCAAAGCAACCUUCUCUCUACUUUCGUUCUGUGCUUAUUAGGAUUGAUGAUUUGGAUAUUCAUCAGGUAUCUUCAUCUGGACAGACCCCUGAAAGACCACCUCUUCUUUCAUGCCAUCAUAUUCCAAGUGCUUCUUCUGCUGUCCAUCUCCAAUACAUGGAGUAUUACCGUCUACCAGGAGAGUGUCUUCCAGUUCCUCCUCCUGCUUUAUACAUACAGCUCCAUGGUCUGCUUCUAUACCUUGCUACCCAGUCCAUUCUUUGGUUAAAUAUUUUUAUGCUAGAUUUGUCACAUUACUUACAGCAGUUAACAGAUGUAAGUAGUAUGGUGAAUGAAGGAGCAAUGGAGGAUAGAGAUGUGCGUCUAGAUGGAUUCAACCUUAAGCUUAGUUUUCCUGUGACAGCUCCUGCCUACAGUCCACCUGAUAGACCAUCUUCUAUUUGUGCCCAUCUCUCCUCAGUUACCCUCACUAACACACGUCAGGCACCAGGCUCAAAUCUAAAUCUACUUCAAAGCAUCUUUCGAUCCUUUGCAGCACAUGAAGAUUUUCAUUGGCCUCCAGGACCCCUGCAUCCAGUAUUUCUUUCCCACUUGUAUCCAUCUUCUGAUACUCAACAAACAUCAAUGUGGACUUUACACAGUGCUGGCUUGUCUUUUCAUUUUGAGGGAGGGAUUGUUAAGCAUGAGAUACUGUUACAUCAUAUGCCUUUUACAGCCCUGGCCUGCCUUUUACUUCCUGAACUAGAGCUUCAAAUCAUUAUCAAUGUGGAUGAUGUAAUACGACUACAAUUGAAUCAUUAUCAUUACCUAACCAUGUUACGUUUUCAGGAACAGUUGCAGGCUUUAAUUGAUAACUUGAAACAAACAGCAAAUUCACAGUUGGAUUUUUUAAUACAUAUGUCCCCUUCCCACCAUAUGAAAAUAUGUGUUGGAAUGAAAAUACCAGUUGUCACUGUUUCUCUUUUACUUCCUGCCUCAAUCUCCCCUGUAUCCCCCGUGCAACCAGAAGACUCUGAAAGGAGCAGUCUUGUAGGAUCUGAACUGGUGAAAGAGGCAAUGACUUGUGAAAAAGGAGCAAACAAGACACAACUAACAAAUAAAAUUGAACUUGUAGAUACUUUUCUUUGUCCUGAGCGAGGCAAAGAACCUGAGGAUGUAUUGACUCAACAGAACAAUAAUGAAGAAAAAGAUGAUUUGAUAAAAGACAGACUACUGGGGAAGGUUGAAGCUGUACAGACAAAAGAAGACCUUUUACUGGGGAAGGAGUUUGCACGUGACACUUUGCUUAGCACACUUGGUUUGACCCGUGAGACUUUUAGCCUUGGAAAGGAACGUAUGCAGCGCUUUCUGAGUGAUACAAAACAUAAAGAUGUUGAUAUGCCGCAUAAUCGGAUGAGUUCAGCCCUCAUUCGUACACAGUCUUUAGAUACUCUCUCUAUAGAUGGUCUGGAUGUGUUGUCUUUGGACAGUGAAACUACUGAGAAUUUCAUAUUAAAAUUAGAUGCAGAAAUGAUUGUCGACGGAGAAAGUGUUUUACCAGAACAAGAUGAUGCAUCACAAAGUACAGAAGGCCCUGAACCACAGCAGAUUCUUACAGUGGCCCUUUACAAUGUUUACUCUGUUUCACGGCUUUUUGAGGAUGAUUUGUCUGUUACUGUUAAAGCUUUAGACAUCAGCUGUGCUAAGAAAUUGGAAGAUUUAAAAGAUCUUUUAGCAAGUCCCCCUGUUACAACAAAAUCUUCUCCACAUCUGAUUUUGAAGUUUGAUCUUGGUCCUGCUGCAGCCCACCUUUCUCCACUUGCUGUACAUAAUGGCUUUUUACGAUUACAUAUUCAAGACUUCAGGUCAGAGAUGCCUGUUUCUGCUCUAACUCAUAUAGGACCUUUCCUAGAGGAUGAGCAGAUUCCGGAAAUACUACCUAUGAUUAUUGAAGUUACCAACAGCAGGAUUACACUAAAAGAUGAUGGUCCAAGUAUCUACCCCUCCCCAGUUGUUCCCGAACCAGUUGCCUUUUCAGUGGAACACCUCAAAGUCCAUCGGCAAGAGGAUGGAGUUUUUUGGCUCACUGGUAUGUGUACUAGUCCUGUAAAUAAUAAACCGUGUCAAAUCUUAUACAUACCUGUAUCUCAACAAUUAUAAAGUAGAAUUGUAAUU
Molecule: messenger RNA, 3822 nt
Organism: Hyla sarda
Lineage: Eukaryota; Metazoa; Chordata; Amphibia; Anura; Hylidae
Product: bridge-like lipid transfer protein family member 3A
Exons: 19
Coding region: 448-3807 (1119 amino acids)
Molecular function (GO): histone deacetylase binding
Source: RefSeq, a predicted model, not a curated record